AUGGUACAGGUGCAAGAAGUUCCAAAUGAAGAAUUUGAAGAGGAAGGUGUAUUUCAUGGACCUAUUCUGCGAAUUAAAUGCGGUGAGGUUGUCCAGUUCUUUAGGCCUGUAACCAUUCAGCUACCUGUUUCUCUUCGAGACCGGCAGGACUUUAACCCAGAUCCCACCAAAUGCCAUGUGAGAGUGUUGUUCCUGAAUUGCGAGGAGGAAAAAAAGGAAUGGACUGAGCUCACUGAUCUGGUGAAACCUGCACAGUUUGACGGGAGUUUUGUUAGGAUCCAGGUGCAACGAUUUUCUGGGUAAGGAAGCUUAGAAAAAUCAUUAGUAUCUUUAGUAUUUACCAGAUAGAUUUACAGUUGGACCCUUUUUUAAUCCAAAAUGUUGAUUAAACUUCAUUCAACGUCAUUGGAUGCAACAUUUUCGGAGCCGUUUCAACAACAUGUUGAACGGUGCUGUUGUCGCUAGAUCUGGUUUGAACGUUCAAACUUAACAUUCAACAUCGUCAGUCAUUUCUUUUGUUCAGGUGUGCGAUGGCCUCAAUGUUGAAUGGGCGAACGCUCAAUUAAACUUUGUUUGCAUCAGUCAUGGUCUGGAGGGGAGGGGUGCUGAUUCCGCAUUCGCUCUCCUUUUCCACGAAAAUCUGGCAUCCCGCAAUUUUUUCAUCGCUUUCCCGAAUCCCGUUUUUUGUUUUUGUUUUUUUUAGGAAAGCAAAUAAAUGUAAGAUGUAACUUUGCCCUUUCCGUUGAUAUUUUGAAUUAUACCUUAGUAUGACGAAGCGGAGGGAAAGCAGGAGCGGAAGAAACCAAGUAAUCUGGGACAAAGCUCUGCAUUGGGGGAAAAAGGAAAAAAUCAGCGAGCGAAGCGGGCGGAGAGGCCGGUCUAGGGAAGGGAAAGGGUGGCGUUUUUUCCUCAUUCCCAGGCCACCGCUCGGCUCCCUUUGCUCGCCGAUAUUUUUGCUAUUUGAGCUCGUUUUUUGCCUUCUUCCCCCACUGCUAGAAACGAAGAGGCAGAGGGGAGGGUUUCUUCCCUCUCUCUUUCCCAGCCAUGACUCCCUCGCUUCUUUUUCCUGCUCACUUUCUUUGAACCCAUGAACGACUGGGGUCGUUGUCUGUGACCGCAAGAAUAGAGGACUGACCAAAACUAUGACUGUCUGAUUCAAGGGAACAGCGAUGGGAACAUUGUAUUGUUCGCCAUAUCUUAAGUUAAAUAUAUUUCGGUCAAAUCCCGGGGGUCGGCCUAAACGCACCUUUAGGUUCUUGAAAUGCUUCCAAGUAAUUAACAAAAAUGCCGGUACUUCUUUCAAAGCAUUCCUGGGUCAAAUUAUAAAAACAAUACCCUUGCAAGGCGAUAUUAGCUACCAUGCUGCCUGCCUUUCAGGUGUGUAGCAAAAAUAUCAACACAAAAAGUACGAAACUAACGUUUUUCCUUUUCAAUCUACUGGGAACUUUUUCUUGGGCUCGGCGAUAUACGUAGAAUCAUCCAAGAUUCGACCUUAACCAUGUCAAGGCUCCUAACAAAUCCAUCCACCCUGGUUGACAUUAAUUUUUUCGAUUAUUUCGUUUGUUCUAGAUAUUCGUGUCUUUUUGAGUGGCGUGAAGAAAACUCCAGGGCUUAUUGGCUGUGGAUCUUAAGUUACCUUACCCGCUUCACUAGAACGCAGCCCCGAGCAGCAAGUUUCGUCGCCUACUUUCGUCCAGAUAUUCCAAACAUUUUGUCCCUUAUUUGUUGCUCUGCUCACCUUAAACAAGAGGUGAUACAAGGUCUUGAAAAAAGAGACGUAACGUUUGCUGAUGGCAUUUCGAUGAAAGAUAUGAUACCUGGAGAGGACGGCGACAAAGCAUUUGUGUUUUUGUCAGGAAGAAUACGCCCAUUUGAUGAGGCGGACGUAAAUAAAAUUCACCUCAGGUAAGCUCAUUUAUUAUUUAAUAUUCAAAAUAUUUCCCCGUUUCUGCUUGGCUUAAAUCUUGACAACCAGCUAGCGUUGACCAAAUUUGGAAGACGUUUACGAUAUCCAGAAAAUGACGUCAAUAGUUCAGCGUAGUGAUGAGAGUUUGAGUCGUUUUGGAAGAAGCAGUACAAAAUGGUGGAACAUCCAUCACUGUGCGUACUUUUUAAGAACAGACCAAUCUGAACAGUCAUCAUUUAUAGUUGAAUUCUCUCCGGUGACUGGACAGUUCUGGUUUCAAGGUUACAAGGAUUACGCGGCACUAGUAUCAUGCAUGUUUUUCUCUUACAUUUUAACAGGUUAUUAGAAGGCGAUAUUCCGUUUAACACUGAAUUGCGAAUUCGUCUCGUUGAUGGCGAAGACCUAGCACAAGUGGAAUUUCGAAACACCUUGACACACACUAACAGAACGCGUUUGUUGUGUAAAUUUCACUUAAAGUUG
Porites lobata is the source of this 2386-nucleotide messenger RNA. The record is from the annotation of a GenBank genome assembly. Lineage: Eukaryota; Metazoa; Cnidaria; Anthozoa; Scleractinia; Poritidae.